CCGUUCCGGGUGAGCUAGCGCUGGACCGAAGUCGCUCCCUUUACCUUUCCGGGUGCAGGCAGCGAAGGGCCGCGGAGGGGGAGAGGUGUCCCGCAGCCCUGGGCCUCAUCCCGCGGGAAAGGGCUUGCGCCGCACACAACCGAGCGUUGCACGGGAACGGAGCGGAGCCGGGCUUCUGCCUUUUUUUCCAGGUCCGCCGUUGCCGGGGAGAGGUUUUAGGCUGGGAUUCAACUAAUUCACACCAGCAAGACAAGCGCCUGAAUCAGCCGCAUUAUCUCUGCCCGGCUCAAGCGCACAAAGGAUGGGAGCGGGCUGAGCACCGCCGCCGUGCUUUGCAUGUGAGAGCCCCUUCCACCGCCCACCGCCCCCCGCCGCCCGCGGCCCUUUUUUGGCUGCGCGCCGCCGGGCGCAAGAGCCCUGUUUGCAGAAGCGAUGCCUCGCUUAACAUCACAAAAGCCUUCGCCCAAGCGCCGGGGCGCUGCCGAAGCCGACGUGCCGACGCGGAGGCAAUGAGCCGGCGGCGCCGCGCUGGUGCACACGGACACGCACGGGCGCUCGCUAGCCUCCGCGUUGCCGCUUCGGGUCUCAGCCUGCGGGACGAGACCGACUCCGUGAGUAUGCCACCCCGGCCAGUCGGAAAUACCGAGCAAGCCCAAGCUCUUACUCGUUUCCGAAGCUGCACACCGAACUCAGCCGCAGCUGUUGUUUUAGGGGGAAAGCGCUGUUUAGGUGCUAAGUAAACACUGCGCUGUGCGGAGGAGUGACCUCAGGGCCGCUGUGUUCGAGCUCAUCCAGCUGCCCAAGCAGAUUUUUUUUUUUCUUUAUGUGUGUUCACCCACGCGGCGCAGCCGGGGGAUGCCUUGGCUACGUGUUUCACCCAGCUGGGCUCCGAGAAACCAAACGUGGGAGCUCGGAAGAGGCUCUAGCUCUGAGCAGAGGUAAAGCAAGACGCGUGGCUGAGAUCUCUAGAUCCCAGGUGAUCGAUAGCUUUAAAAAUGGCUUUUCACCACCUGUAAACCAUAUGGAGGAGCAGUUUUCUGAAAAGGUUCGCAAUGUGCUUGGCCGCAGGCUUUCUCCAUCUCUGUUUUUCUUGGCAUUCGCACGGUUUUCCUCGUCCUCUCGCUACGAGGACUUGGUGACCUUAGCAAUUGCCAGCAAGGGGACUCCAUAUGAUGAAAGCAGGCGAAAGGGAAAAUAAGGGCGGGAACUGGGUACGGCCAAUUCAUAGCUCGGAGGAGGUGUGGUCCGGUUGUGUACCUGGCUGCGCUCGCAGUCUUGUGAAAUAUAAAAGGAGAAGGCGGUCGUUGCUCAAGCAGUUCGCUGCCAGGAUCCUGCAGCGAGAAGGAAGGGAGGUGCUGGGAGCAAUGCGGGGUGACAAGCCUGGCGGAGCGGCUGCGAAGGGCUCGGGCGGCGCCGGUGGGGCCGAGCGUGAGGCUGCCGCUGGCCCUGCUCCGUAGGGCCGGUCCCGGGCUGCGGCCGCGUGGUAGCCCCGCUCCCUCGCCCAGCAGGCCGGCUCGGGCGGAGGAAGGAGCCGGCAUGUCCCGCGGAAGAGCGGCAGCGCGUGAAGCUGCCCAGCCCCAUGACCGGGGCUGGGCCUGGAUGGUCCUGGUCGCCGCGGUGGUGCUGCAGGGGCUGACGCUGGGCUUCCCCUCCUGCAUCGGCGUCUUCUUCACGGACCUCCAGCACGAGUUCCAGGCCACCAACAGCGAGACGUCGUGGUUCCCCUCCAUCAUGGUGGCCGUGCUGCACGCCGGCGGGCCCCUCUGCAGCUUUCUGGUUAAGCGAUUUGGCUGCAGGUUUACUGUGAUGCUGGGAGGCCUGCUCAGCGGAGCGGGCAUGGUGUCCAGCUCCUUCUGCAAGUCCCUCAGCCAGCUUUACAUAACUGCCGGCUUCAUCACUGGUCUGGGAUCAUGUUUUGGCUUCCAGGCAGGAGUGACUGCGUUGGGCUACUACUUUGUACGGUGGCGAACCUUGGCCAAUGCCAUGGCAUCCACGGGUGUCUCCCUCGGUUUCACACUGUGGCCACUGCUUUCUCAGUACUUGCUGGAUGACAUGGGCUGGAGAAACACUUUUCUCAUCUUUGGAGGAAUACUAUUCAACUGUUGCGUUUGUGGAGCCAUUAUGAGACCAGUUCAGCUUGCAUCUCAAUCAUUUCUACAGCCAGCCAGGCCUGGGGAGGAGCCAGGGAGAGAAGCAGAAGAGGCACAGCUGGCCAACGGAGGAUCUUCUCCCCACCCAGAGAUCCAGCAGCAAGCCAGGCCUACAUGCUUCCGGAUGUUGCACAAGUACUUGGCUUUUGACAUCUUCUGCCAAAACAAAGGUUACCAGAUUUAUACUAUUGGAGUGAGCUGGAUGAUGUUGGGUUUUGCAUUACCCCACAUCUACCUCAUGCCUUAUGCCAUCCACAGUGGGGUGGAGGAACGCAGGGCAGCUCUCCUCGUCUCCAUUAUCGGGUUCAUCAACAUCUUCAUACGCCCUUUGACAGGGCUGCUCUCAGGACUCAGUGUCUUCACAGGCAGACGUAUCUACCUGUUCAGCCUGGCUGCACUCCUCUGCGGGCUGAGCAAUUUCAUUUGUGUCAUUUCAGCCAAGUUCAGUGUGCUCAUCAUCUACUGCAUCAUCACCAGCAUAGCCAUGAGUGGCAUCGGGGCGCUCGUCUUCCAGGUGCUGAUGGAUGUGGUGCAGAUGGAAAGGUUCUCAAGUGCUUUAGGGCUCUUCACCAUCCUGGAGAGCAUCACUCUCCUCAUUGGACCUCCUCUCACAGGUCUCCUGGUGGACAUAACUAGCAAUUUCCACUGUGUCUUCUAUACCUCCAGUUUUUUCCUGAUAUCGGCUGCAUUAUUCAUGGUGCUCAGCUUCUGUGCUCUGGAAAGAAAAAGCAAAUCAAAAGAGGCCUCAAAAGUACCUUUGGAUAAUCCCUCCAGAUGUCAAUACAAUGAAAUACUAACUGAACCACAGUCUGAAAGACAAUCCCCUCCUGCAGUCAUCUACAUCACAAGCAUAUGAAAAGAAAAAAAAAAAGAGAGGAACCCAAUUAUGUGGCCAGUACAAAGCUACACAAGGCCCAACACUGACAGCAGAGAAAACUGACUGCUUUCCACAAUUACUGUCCCUUCUGUCCUGCACUCCCACUCAAUGGGGCCAUCGUGGACUCCAUGCGAGCAAUCCGGAUUCGAGGCUCAGCCUAAAACUCAGCAUCAACCAAAAGACAUACAGAACUACGCAUUCCUGAAGCAAACCAUGGGAUAACGACCAUGGGAGCUGGUUCUGAGAGACAAAAGCUCUGUCGAUUCAAUUGGUUUAAGUCCGAGUCUUUAAGCGGUCACUGGAAUUUCAUAUACACGUUUCAGUUGCUAACACUGGAAAAUACAUAUUAAUGGCUAUACACAAGGUUGAUUUUUUUCACAAACAGGUAUUACUUGGUCCUAGAAAAGUUAAACAUAGUCAGUAGACUUGCCUAGUCUGAACAUGCCAUUUUGGUGCAGACUCACAUGAAGUUUCCUGGUUGCUUCCCACAUGGGGCAGGGGGAGGAAAAGACGAACACCUCCCACGGGAAGUGUGUUAUUAUUUCCUGCAUCUCUAAAUACUAUAUGGAUGCUGCUGUAUGGGUUGCCGAACUCAGGCAAGUCUCUAGCAAGACCAAAUAUUCUUUCUUACAAUGUUUGCGUGAUUUCUUCAUUUCACAGACAUUUACAAAGACCCAAAGGUUCAACUCCAAAGCAUCAAAAAAAAAAAAACCCCAACAAAUCUUAGAGUGCCUGUAAUUUUAUAGCUAGUGAUAUCUCAAAUAUCCUGAUGUGUCACAAAAUGGUAUUCAUGGUUCAUAGCUUCUGUAAAUACACUUCCUUCCAGCAUUCACUGUGGGGGGGAGGGGGGCACACGGACAUUAGACCUGAGAAUUGUAUGCAUCCUUAUAUAGGCCCAAAUUCAAAGCCAUUGUAGCAUUCACAUUUCCCCCUUGUGCAAAUUAAUUUAACUCUUUAGCUCAGGCCUUAGACUCUCAGCCCUAGUUACACCAGCAUUCUCAUUACAGAGAAGUUUGCACAAGCAUAACUUACCUGUCAAAAAGAAAUCAGUGCGGAAAAAUACACUGAGAGAAGUCAGUGUUAACUCUCAUAUCUAUAUAGUCUCUUGACUUUAGGUGGCUUUUCUGGCUACAGUCCCAAGAGUUACGCACAUAAGUAUUAACAUACGAGUUGCAUCAGCUUCUAGCUUCUCUCAGGAUCAGCUCCAGUUGCAAAACCAUUUAUAUUCUGUAUCAUUUUUGAUCUGACAUAAGCAGAUAGCUCACAAAGCACUGGAGCGGAAGACUGCAAAGCCAUCUGAAAAAUGGAAGCAUAAAAUAUGAGUGAAAUGGAAGAAGCAACAGCUUUCAACUCAACUUUAGUGCUUAUCUUGAGAACUGUUAUGUCAAACUCCUAGCAACAAAACCAGUUUUCAUUAGAACUGUGGGCUUCUCAGCCAAAAAAAACACUGAAAAAAACCACUGGAAAAGUGACUCCAAGGCUUUCCAAGACAAUGACAGCUUCACAGUUAGCCAUUACAGUAAGGGGUAUCAGUCCCUCAGAACAGUUCCUGUUUCCACAGCUCACCAGUAUCCAUUUCAGUAGUGGUCUAGGAUUACUGAACCAGUAACGCUUCACUUUUCCUCAUCAAACAUACACUUAAAUACGACGACUGGUGGGAGACAUAUAUAUCCAAUCUCUAGUCACAUAUGUUUAACUUCUGUAAAGCUUAAAUAGUCCAUAACCGCACAGUAAACAGGGACUGGUGCCUCUCAGCUUACCAAAGCAAUGCCUGCUGUACUUUCCUAGGAAAAACUGGGGCUUUCCUCUUCUCAUCAAAACAAAUCAAUGAGAAGGAAUCAAGUCUCCAACCUGUUCUAGCUAUUACAAACAAAAGAGCUAGGCAGCUGAACAGGUUGCCACUCUUUCUGUAUGCAAUUCUUAAAUUUUAAAAGUCUGUUCACCCCUUUACCUACCCUUUCCAUUU
Molecule: messenger RNA, 4993 nt
Organism: Dromaius novaehollandiae (emu)
Lineage: Eukaryota; Metazoa; Chordata; Aves; Casuariiformes; Dromaiidae
Gene: SLC16A5
Product: solute carrier family 16 member 5
Exons: 4
Coding region: 1537-3006 (489 amino acids)
Biological process (GO): monocarboxylic acid transport; transmembrane transport
Cellular component (GO): plasma membrane
Molecular function (GO): monocarboxylic acid transmembrane transporter activity
Source: RefSeq, a predicted model, not a curated record